CCUCCACCUUGGCGGGCGCGGCGCGGGGCGCUCUGAGGGAGCGCUGGGCGCGGAGUGAGGCGGACUCCGGGCGGGCAGGGAAGGGCGAGCGAGCCGCAGGGAUGAGGGGAGAUUCUUACCUCUUUGGAAUGCGGGGCCUUGGCCAGUACGGCUGCACCCCGGAGGACGGAGGGCAGUUCCUGCUCUACUCUAUCAAUGGAGACCACGGCCUGAAGAGAUGUUUUGCAGAGGAAGAUUUUCAUGAAAUAAUUGAUUUCAACGAUCUCCCAAAUUCUCUCUUCGCCUGUAAUGUUCACCAGUCCGUGUUUGAGGAUGAGGACAGUAAGGAGAAAUUUGAAGGUUUGUUCCGUGCCUAUGAUGACUGCGUGACAUUCCAGCUGUUCAAAAGCUUCAGGCGUGUGCGGAUAAAUUUCAGCAGUCCCAAAUCAGCUGCUCGUGCCAGAAUAGAGCUGCAUGAAACACAGUUCAGAGGGAAGAAGUUAAAGUUGUAUUUUGCACAGAUUCAGACCUCUGAGACAGAUGGAGACAAGCUUCAUUUGGCACCACCACAGCCUGCAAAACAGUUUCUCAUCUCGCCUCCAGCCUCCCCACCUGUAGGGUGGCAACCAAUAGAUGAUGCAACACCUGUCAUCAACUACGACCUCCUUUAUGCAGUUUCUAAGCUUGGACCAGGAGAGAAAUACGAGCUGCACGCAGGAACAGAGUCCACUCCCAGUGUGGUAGUGCACGUUUGUGACAGCGACAUGGAAGAAGAUGAGGACCCAAAGAAUGCUCCAAAGCCAAAAAUCAUUCAAACUCGACGCCCCGGUGUGCCGCCGCCUGUAUCUAACUGAGCCUCUCCGGCAGAAGCAGCACUUCUCUCUCCUCCAGCACAGCUCUUGGUUUUUGUUUGCUUUGUUCUGUUGAAAGGCAGCCUUUGCCUUCUGAGCACCGGGACAUUAAGGUCAUUGAAACCCCUUCACAGUAAUCAAGCCUCUGUAACAAAAGGGCUAGGAAAAAGAUCUUUGUACCUGUAACCAUAUCACACACCAACUGAUAGAUCUAGCGGGAAAGGACAAAGCAAGGCUGAGGAAACAAGGGUUGGUUUCAGUCUGAGGAUCUUUUCACAGCUGUAAUUUGCAUGCUGAAACACCACUACCAGAGAUAGUUUGGGAGGGAAUUAAGCCAAUAUCAGUCUUGAUAUUCAAACUCCCAGGAUUGCUACUGCCCUUCAUUAAGCAGCCUGCUCCUCUGCCCUCCUCACUUCCCAACAGCCUUUUCCCUUUUCCCUUUUUUUAAAGGGGGGUAGAUGUGUUGUUUUUACUCUACUAGCAGCUUGGUGGCCUUUGCACCCCCUGGAAUUUUCUGUAUAAAUACUAUCUUUGCAACAUUUUCAGAAACAACAGAAAACCCUCUUCCAGCAAUAGCUGUAGAGAACAGUGGUCUGAAAUGAUGGCAGGGAUCUGAGAUGGCACUCUCUGGGCUGAGGGGAGAGGCAGCAGCUGCUGGGGGGUCUGCUCAGUCCUUCUCUCUGGAGAAGGGAGCCAGAAUAUCAGUAGGGAUUGUCACUUCAUCUUCUGUCAAGGGAUGAGUGGUGCUUCUCUUCAGGUCUGAGGAAGAGGAACUGACUGACUGCUCAUGUAACAUUACAGGCUGAAUGCUUUCCUAGUGGUGUGGUGAAUAGCCCUGAAAUUGUCAGUAAUUUCUUGCACAUCUCUAAUAUUCAGCCCUUUUCCUUUCCCCUGUCCUGUGCUUCAAAACCCUCUUUGAGCUGUAUGCAGUUUGGGUUUGUGGAGGUGAGCAGAGGUUAGUUGAUUUUUUUUUCUUUUUUAGGCCAAAGAAAACAGGACCAUAAUUACACACUUGAAAUUAGACUGCAUGCAACUGAAUCUCCUUUUUUCACCCCAUCCUGCAUGUUUCUUCCACUUGCAAUAUAUACUGGGUUACAAAAACUGUUCUGUGUUUGCAUCAUGGCUGACAGCAGACAGAUCCUGGAUUCCCUGUCUGGCAGACCUUCCAUGAUGAUUUAUUUUUUUAAGGUGUACUUGUCAUUUUGAGAACAUAUUUUCUAGACAUUUGAGCUCACAUUUUGCAUAUAUUUAAGCAUGCGCUUAAUUUAUGCACAUGAGUAGUUCCACUGAAAUUAAUACUGCAGAAACUGAGCGUAUGUGUAAGGUAUGGUGGGAUUUUUAAGCUAAUUAGCUGCAGCCAUACUCCCCAAAGUGACUAUAAAAUGGCACAGCGAGCCUCCAUGGUUUAAAAUCCUUUACAGCUUAAAAUAAGUAAAUACAUCCUGGAAGCUUAUUCUAGGAUCUGAAAAGUCAGCUUAGGUUGUGUAAUCAAGAUUUUUGUUGUGAAACCUAACGAUCUGCUUUCUGAGGGAGGGUUCCAUCACACCCUUAAUUAGCAGCAAUGCCACAAAGCUUCAGCAGAGUCAGGUCCCCCUUGCAGGGUCUUGGCCUGGCAGCACUUCCAGGACAACAGGCGUGUUGCUGUGUCAGUGGGGACAGGAGAUGGCAUUCCCAGCCUGCAUGGUGAAGACAUCUGGGAAUGAGGACUUGUCAUUCUCACAUAGUUCAGCCUCUGACCACCACAGGCCCCCCCUGGUAUUCCUGAUGAGAUGCAGUUUUUUCUCAGCACUCAGCAUAUUUCCAUAAUGUGAUAAUUGUUACUGCAUUAUGGGCAUCGUUGUGUGCUGUUGCUCUGAUAGAAUACUGCUCAUGAAAUACAGCAGAGACUGAACAGAAAAUGGGGCUUCAGUAUCUUCAUGAUACCCGUGUAAAGUUUCCUUAAAGUAACUCCUUAGAGGUGCCAUGGCAAUUAUUUUCCCAGUGAUACAUUUUAAAUUGAUUUAAGGAAACAAAUUGUCAUUCACAGGCCUAGGAAUGUCUCCUGUUGAAAGCACCAUCUUGGGCCACAAAGGAUAUUCCAGGAGUAACACCACUGGCUUUUUUUGAGAAUACACCCAGUGCUGAUGUCCAUGGGGUUUAGUUUAGGCCAGUAUAAACAGCCCAGUAAGAUUUAAACACAUAAAUGAUCAGAUGUCAUUACUAAUGGAUUUUUUUACAGGCAAGACUAUAG
This is a messenger RNA of Passer montanus (Eurasian tree sparrow), 3060 nucleotides long. It is a transcript of the gene RCAN2, whose product is annotated as regulator of calcineurin 2. The coding region runs from base 102 to 833 and encodes 243 amino acids. Gene Ontology annotation, biological process: calcium-mediated signaling. NCBI's taxonomy places the organism in Eukaryota, Metazoa, Chordata, Aves, Passeriformes, Passeridae. The transcript is spliced from 5 exons. The record is from RefSeq and is a predicted model, not a curated record. Gene Ontology annotation, cellular component: cytoplasm; nucleus. Gene Ontology annotation, molecular function: calcium-dependent protein serine/threonine phosphatase regulator activity; nucleic acid binding.